This is a messenger RNA of Ectocarpus siliculosus, 800 nucleotides long. The record is from the annotation of a GenBank genome assembly. NCBI's taxonomy places the organism in Eukaryota, Phaeophyceae, Ectocarpales, Ectocarpaceae.
AUGUUGAGAGCUCAGGGGAAAUACGAAGAGGCGGAAGUGCUGUACAAGAGGACACAGGAGAUCCUGGAAAAAUCGUUGGGGCGGGAGCAUCCAAAUAUUGCCAUAAUUUUGAACAACCGGGCGACGAUGUUGUGGAAUCAGGGCAACUUCGGCGAGGCGGAACCAUUGUACGUGAGAGCUAUCGCAGUUGGAGAGAAAACACUGGGUCCAGAGCACCCAAAUCUUGCCGCGUGGCUGAACAACCUGGCGGCGUUGUUGUACAAGCAGGGCAAGUACGACGAGGCGGAACCGCUGUACAAGAGGACGCAGGACAUCUGGGAGAACUCGUUGGGGCGGGAGCACCCAAACAUUGCCAUAGUUUUGAACAACCGGGCGACGUUGUUACGGAAUCAGGGCAAGCUCGGCGAAGCAGAACCAUUGUACGUGAGAGCUAUCGCUAUUGGAGAGAAAGCGCUUGGUCUAGAGCACCCAAAUCUUGCCGCGUGGCUGAACAACCGGGCGGUGUUGCUGAUCAAGCAGGAGAAGUACACGGAGGCCAGUCCACUCCUGGAAAGAGCCCUCUUAAUCCAUACGAAGAACCUUGGGGAAAACCACCUGGACACGGUUGGUGUUCGGAACGACCUGGAACUUGUUCGAAAAAAGGUGUGAAGACGAGGGUGGAAGAAGCUGCCUGCGGUGGUAGCGGUCACUGCAAACGCGAAGAGCAUUACAGGGGAACAGCUCUGAAAGGGGAAUUGCAUCAAGUGUAUAGGGACGUCGCAUAUCUUGCUCACGUCCACGGUGACUGGCUGCGGUGCUGA